AGUCAAGCUACGCCCAGGAAGCGCGCGUGCGCAGUGGGUGCCGGUUCGUUCGCUCGCUCGCCAGUCUUCGUGGGAAGGAAGGAAGGGUCGAGGAGCGCGAAUGGGAGCGCGCAUGCGCAGUUGGAGCGCCGAGGGGAGUCCGUUGGAAGCCGCGCCGGUGCACCAGCCCACAGCCGCGGCUGCCAUGAUGCCCGCGGAAACCCCAAAACCCAGCAGCACCCCGAUGUUCGAGCCUCAGCUCCUCCGGGAUCUGGACUGGAGCCAGAACACCGUGGCCUUCUCCCCGGCCAUUUCGCCCAUGGAUCCUGGUGAUGGCCUGGUCCUGAGACCCCUUUGCUCUGCCGACAUCAACAGAGGAUUUUUAAAGGUUCUGAGUCAGCUGACUGAAAUUGGAGGUGUCAGUCCUGAACAAUUUAUGAAAACCUUUGAACACAUGAAGAGUUCUGGGGACUACUAUAUAAUCGUUGUAGAAGACACUAAUCUAGGCGAGAUUGUGGCAACUGCAACCCUGGUCAUAGAGCAUAAAUUCACUCACUCGUGUGCAAAGAGGGGAAGGAUAGAAGACGUUGUAGUCAAUGGAGACUGUCGCGGAAAACAACUUGGGAAAUUACUGAUGUCAACUCUCCGGUUGCUAAGCAAGAGACUCAACUGCUACAAAAUCACACUCGAGUGCCUCCCAAAAAACGUACCUUUCUAUGAAAAAAUAGGAUAUUCGAUAUCCGAAGAGAAGUACAUGUGUCAAAGGUUCUUCAAUUAACUGACUUCCAGCUGUCAUUCCCUGCAACAGACUUUUGGUGGAGGAGCUUCUGCGAUGUUCUUCGUUCUCAAGGAAAACAAAUUUGCUGCAAAGAAAGUAAUCACCUCGACAAAUACUUUGGUACUGAAGACAAAUCACUUUGGGUUUCCUUGGCAACAGCGGAACCUAUUCAAAGCUGUUUCCUACUGUGUGUACUACACACCGCUUUUUGCUAGCUGGGACUUGAGCAAAAUGCUGCAACGAUGUCGGGUUGGGUUUUUACCUGGUGUUUUUUCUCGCCUUGUAUUUUCCCCAAGAGAACUGCUGCUUUUUGUCGGCAGCCAGAUCGUGCUUGUAACCGAAACUGGACCCAUUUGUGCAAUUUUUUGGGUCACACAGGAAUGGAAAACACAUCUGUGCCAGAGUUAACUAUUUCCAUGUUGGCAUUAAGGAACUUCAUUUUUACAGGCCUCAGACGAUGCCUCUGGUGAUGACUCUCAAAGCGUGGGUGGUUUUAUUGGUCCCACGACUGUUUAACAGCGGGUGGAAACGGCUGCAGACAGAAUGAGCCUCCGCUUUCUCAUGCUGUUUAAUACCUCAAACCACGAGCAAAAACCUAAAAACCUGGUCGUGGAGCAUUUCACAAUUUUUAAAAGGUGAUGAGAGGCAAAAUACUGUAACCCUUGUGGCUCUGAAAACAUAUAGCACUGUAGAUCUUGCUGCUAUGAAAGUCUGUGAGAACAUACCUUUCCUGCUUAGAUUGUCAUCUCUUUUCUUUGCAAAAAAGCCAUGUUCUUUAGGAAUAACCCAUUCCAUAGAUUGCAUAAAUCCAAAGUUGGUCUUGCAGGUUUUUUGUGCUUAAACUUAUUCAUUUUUAUUACUAUUAUAAUAAACAAUCCAGCACUUCUUACCAUCAGAUGGUAACUAAGUCUACAGCUCUUCUCUUGCCAUUUCAACUGGAAAGGGGUUAUCAUAGUAUAGUUUCAGGGAAAAUGAAGGUUAUUAGAGAAGGGUUUUAUAGUUGAGUAAUUAGCUUUAUAAAAUAUUAUGGAAAGGCUGCUUUAAGAAAGGAUUUCGUUUCCUGUGUUUUGGGGUACUCUUGACUUUUUGGAAGAUGUUUAAGUUUUAUUUAUUUUUUUAAAAGCAUUGUCAAAUGGAAAUAAACAGAAAAUGUGUUACGGUACAA
Molecule: messenger RNA, 1922 nt
Organism: Anolis carolinensis (green anole)
Lineage: Eukaryota; Metazoa; Chordata; Lepidosauria; Squamata; Anolidae
Gene: gnpnat1
Product: glucosamine-phosphate N-acetyltransferase 1
Exons: 6
Coding region: 101-757 (218 amino acids)
Biological process (GO): UDP-N-acetylglucosamine biosynthetic process
Cellular component (GO): Golgi apparatus; endoplasmic reticulum; endoplasmic reticulum-Golgi intermediate compartment
Molecular function (GO): monosaccharide binding; glucosamine 6-phosphate N-acetyltransferase activity
Source: RefSeq, a predicted model, not a curated record